CUUUGCUUCUUUGCACCCUGAAGACCGUGCGGAGCAGCGGCAGUCCGGCCGUUGGAGCAAAUGCGCUGAAGGAGGAGGAGGAGGAGGAUCAUGGCCUCAAAGAUGCUGCAGCUGCGCCUGGCCCACGGCAGGGCCCCCCUCCUGGCCUUGGGGCGCCUCUGGAGAUGCCCGGCCUCCUUCCAGAGCACCCACCCAGUGGAGUACAAGCCCAUCAAGAAGGUGAUGGUGGCCAACAGAGGGGAGAUUGCCAUCCGGGUUUUCCGGGCAUGCACCGAACUGGGGAUCCGCACGGUGGCGGUCUACUCGGAGCAGGACACAGGGCAGAUGCACCGGCAGAAGGCGGACGAGGCGUAUCUGAUCGGGAGGGGGCUCCCUCCGGUCCAGGCAUACCUCCACAUCCCAGACAUCAUCCAGGUGGCCAAGGAGAACGAAGUGGAUGCGAUCCACCCGGGUUACGGCUUCCUCUCCGAGCGCUCCGACUUCGCCCGGGCCUGCCUGGAGGCUGACGUGCGUUUCAUCGGCCCCUCCCCGGAGGUGGUGCAGAAGAUGGGCGACAAGGUCGAGGCCCGGAGCAUCGCCAUCGCGGCGGGCGUGCCCGUGGUUCCCGGGACGGACUCCCCCAUCUCGUCGCUCAGCGAGGCCCAGGAGUUCUCCGAGACGUACGGCUUCCCCAUCAUCUUUAAGGCCGCGUAUGGCGGGGGCGGGAGAGGCAUGCGCGUCGUGCGCAGCUACGAGGAGCUGGAGGAGAACUACACGCGCGCCUUCUCCGAGGCCCUCUCGGCCUUUGGGAACGGAGCGCUGUUCGUGGAGAAGUUCGUGGAGAAGCCGAGACACAUCGAGGUCCAGAUUUUAGAAGCGGCGCAUCAGCUGCGAGCUGUGAUUCAGGGCAAGGACGCCAGCCCUCGCCUCGAGCCCUCGCCUCUUCCUUUCAGCUUCCGUGCCAAGCACACACCGAACGGGCGCUGGGUCGGGUACGAAAACGCCGGGACGGUGGAGUUCCUGGUGGACCGUGUCGACCUGGUCCACGCCCAGAUCCAUAUCUCCGAAGGGAAAAGUCUUCCCGAGCUGGGCCUGAAACAGGACAAUGUGCGGGUCAACGGCUGCGCCAUUCAGUGCCGCGUGACCACGGAGGAUCCUGCCCGCGGGUUUCAGCCGGACACGGGUCGCAUUGAGGUCUUCCGGAGCGGAGAAGGCAUGGGGAUCCGUCUGGACAGCGCCUCGGCUUUCCAGGGGGCUGUCAUCUCCCCACAUUACGACUCCCUCCUGGUGAAGGUCAUCGCCCACGGCAAGGACCACCCCACGGCAGCCUCCAAGAUGAGCCGGGCCCUGGCCGAGUUCCGGAUCCGUGGCGUCAAGACCAACAUCCCUUUCCUGCAGAACGUCCUGGGCAAUGACCAGUUCCUCCGUGGCACGGUGGACACGCAGUUCAUCGAUGAGAACCCUGACCUUUUCAAUCUCCGGCCGGGCCAGAAUCGGGCCCAGAAGCUGCUGCACUACCUGGGCCACGUCAUGGUCAACGGCCCCACCACGCCACUGCCCGUGAACGCCCGGCCGUCACCUGUCGACCCCGUCGUACCCUCAGUCCGUUUGGGCCCGCCGCCUGCAGGCUUCCGGGACAUCCUUCUGCGGGAGGGACCCGCCGGCUUCGCCAAAGCCAUCCGUAACCACCGGGGCCUCCUCCUGAUGGACACCACUUUCCGGGACGCCCACCAGUCGCUCCUGGCCACCCGCGUCCGCACCCACGACCUCAAGAAGAUCGCCCCCUUCGUGGCGCACAACUUCAGCAACCUCUUCAGCAUCGAGAACUGGGGAGGUGGGUGGCCACCCGGCCCGUUUGGGGAGCUCCGCCAGCUGAUCCCCAACAUCCCCUUCCAGAUGCUCCUCCGGGGGGCCAACGCCGUCGGCUACACCAACUACCCGGACAACUCCGUCUUCAAGUUCUGCGAGGCGGCCAAGGAGAACGGGAUGGACAUAUUCCGGGUUUUCGACUCCCUCAACUACCUGCCCAACAUGCUGCUGGGGAUGGAGGCCGCGGGCCAAGCAGGAGGAGUGGUGGAGGCCGCCAUUUCCUACACGGGGGACGUGGCCGACCCCAAACGGACCAAGUACACGCUGGACUACUACGUCAAGCUGGCAGAGGAGCUGGUCAAAGCCGGCACCCACAUCUUGGCCAUCAAGGACAUGGCGGGCGUCCUGAAGCCCCAGGCCUCCACCCUGCUGGUCAAGGCCCUGCGGGAACACUUCCCCAGCGUCCCCCUGCACAUCCACACCCACGACACCUCCGGAGCAGGCGUCGCCUCCAUGCUGGCCUGCGCCGCCGCCGGGGCCGACAUUGUGGACGUGGCUGUCGACGCCAUGUCUGGAAUGACCUCCCAGCCCAGCAUGGGCGCCAUGGUGGCCUGCACCCGUGGGACGCAACACGACACAGGGAUCCAGAUGGAGAAGGUCUUCGACUACAGCGAGUACUGGGAGGUGGCCCGCGGCCUCUACGCCCCCUUCGACUGCACGGCCACCAUGAAGUCCGGCAACGCCGACGUCUACGAGAACGAGAUCCCGGGGGGCCAGUACACCAACCUCCACUUCCAGGCGCACAGCAUGGGGCUGGGCAACCGGUUCAAGCAGGUGAAGAAGGCCUACGUGGAGGCCAACAAGCUCCUGGGGGACCUGAUCAAGGUGACCCCUUCCUCCAAGAUCGUGGGCGACCUGGCCCAGUUCAUGGUCCAGAACAACCUGACCCGGGAGGAGGUGGAGGCGCAGGCCGACGAACUCUCCUUCCCGCUCUCGGUGGUAGAGUUCCUGCAGGGCUACAUCGGCGUCCCCUACGGGGGCUUCCCGGAGCCCCUCCGCUCCAAGGUGCUGAAAGACCUGCCCCGCAUAGAGGGGCGCCCGGGGGCCUCGCUGCCCCCCCUGGACUUCGAGAAGCUGGAGAAGGAGCUGUGCGAGAAGCACGAGGAGAUCACCCCGGAGGACGUCCUCUCGGCGGCCAUGUACCCCAAGGUCUUCCACGAGUUCAAGGACUUCACGGCCACCUUCGGGCCCGUCGAGUGCCUCAACACUCGGCUCUUCCUGGAGGGGCCCAAGAUCGCCGAAGAGUUCGAGGUGGAGCUGGAGCGGGGGAAGACCCUCCACAUCAAGGCCUUGGCCCUCGGGGACCUCAACCGGGCCGGCCAGAGAGAAGUCUUCUUUGAGCUCAACGGGCAACUGCGCUCCAUCCUGGUCAAGGACACCAAAGCCAUGAAGGAGAUGCACUUUCACCCAAAGGCCCUGAAGGACGUCAAGGGCCAAGUGGGGGCCCCGAUGCCCGGGAAGGUGAUUGACAUCAAGGUGAAGGAAGGGGGGACCAUCGAGAAGGGGCAGCCCCUCUGUGUCCUGAGCGCCAUGAAGAUGGAGAUGGUGGUCAACUCGCCGCUGACCGGAACAAUCAAGAAAAUCCAUGUCAAGCCAGACAUGAGCCUGGAAGGGGACGACUUGAUCCUGGAGAUUGAGUAGCUCCACCACCCCCCACCCCAGGACAUGAACCGCAAGAGCCUCUCCCCCGUCUCCCCGAAUCCCUGCGCCUCCUCUUCCCACCCUCUUGGCUCGCUGAAUGUCGGAAGCCCCCCCCCAACACACCCACCCCAAAGGCCCAAACCCACCUGCUGCCUCUAGAAAUGGGGUGCAGGCGGAUCCUAUGGGCAAAGGCAGGGGCCCUUGAUCCCAAGGUACGGGUCGGAGGAAGCGAGAGGGGUCCUGAUUCUUUUUUUUUGGAGUGGGGAGUUUUCAGUGGCUUCCAAGGAGUGAGGAAAGCAGAAUCCAUUUUGGUCUCCCUUCUGUGCCCCGAGUGUGAAGCGUUGGAGAAAAGAGAGGGAGGGCUCCUGCCUACGACCCAUGAGAUCACCUGCCCGCUUAAUCCUGGACCCUGUGGACCAAUUUGGGCAAGGGGGGGGGGAGAAGGAGACCAGCCCCUUCUCUGCUCAGCACCUUCAGUCUUCCUUCACCUCCCUCCCUCCUGGUUUCUUCUCCCCCCCCCCACCCCAGUUGUAUUUAGAGUUGUCCUUUCAUCUCCAGCAUUGCCUUAUUUUAGCUGGGGAGGGGUGUCCUCUCCCAUCACCUCCACGCCCUCCCUCUUCACUUGCCAAAUUAGAGAUGGCGCGUCUCCCCAGUGAGCCUGCGUUUGGGGGGGGGGCUGUCGGACUGGUUUGGGCUGAGCCUGAGCGCUCAACACCCCUCUCCUCCUCUUCCUAUGACUACAAAGCCCAUCUCAGCCACUGUGGCACAAGGACAGCUUGGAGGGUGUCUUGUUUACAGGUUGUUCACCAAGGGCUGGGUAUGUCGUUCUUUUUUGGGGGGGGCGACGUGACCCCCUCCUUCUGCCCACCCCACUGGUGAGGGAUCAAAAUGAACCUUGGAAGGAGAAGAGUUCCCUGCCCCGGGUCAGCUGGACCCGAGCCCAGAAGGAAGGAAGGGCAUCAUCAUCGGAGGCAUCGUGCAGGGGGGCAGGAGGCGGGGGGCUUUCUGCUGAUGACGAUAAAACUUGUGGGUAAAACCCACAGACUUUUUGCAAAGAAGCCCAGAAAGAAAUGAAGCGAUGUGAAGCGGC
Molecule: messenger RNA, 4579 nt
Organism: Pogona vitticeps (central bearded dragon)
Lineage: Eukaryota; Metazoa; Chordata; Lepidosauria; Squamata; Agamidae
Source: RefSeq, a predicted model, not a curated record